AUCCUCGUUUGAGUUUCUGCGGGGGAAAGACAUGUUUUGGCGGAGGAAAAGUAAAGCGCGAACCCGCUCCGCGAAGUCCUCGAAGCCGACAGCGAAGAGGGACAUUACCGAGAGUUGUUCGAGUCUCCCCGUCGAAAAAAUAAGACCGUAAAUCUUUUCUCUGACGACAGAGAGCGGAAAAAGGCUCUGUUUUGGACUGCGCUGCAGAUAACAGACGAAUGGAAAUAGUGCAGAAGAGAAUUUUGUGGAAGAUACGAAAUUAAAGAGUGCCUUAAAAASUACAAAAGAGGAGUGUGACAUAAUCUGCUGCACUUUGUAAACUGUGAAGAAAAGAUGAGACCCCUGAAGAAAAACAGAAGACGUUCUCCUCCGUUAACAAGAGGCAGAGGGGGGAAAAGGAGGGGGGGUUCUCAGCCUCUCCAAGAGAAAGACCCCAAAAAAGUCAAGAAGGAGAUUCUUGCCAAAACCACCCAGCACGCACCGAGCACCUUCUCCAAACACAAACACAGCCCGCCACACACAGACGCCAUCUCAGAUAAAGAACCAACAACAAACAGCAAUAUCGGCACGAAGGAGGAGCCUACUGAGCUGAAGAAACCUGUGGAGUCUGAUAAGAUGGACAGAAGGAAAGCAGAGGAAAAAGAAAUGGAAAAAUUAGUGGGCACAAACGGGAAUAGUGCUAACUCUGUAGCACUACUGACCUCUGCUCCAGCAACACUUUCCAAAGCUGCACCCUCGCAGUCCACCAAUCACACCCCCAGUUUAGGCUCCGUUUCAAGCCGGAAAACAGCCACUUUUAAGGCCCGUGUACCCAAGAAAAAUUACGUAUAUGAACACUUUGCUAAAAAUGCAAGUGCUACAAGUAAUAUUUCUACCUCCAUCCCUUCAUUCAUUAUUAACAAUUACUGCAAUGCCAACAACAAAGUUGGUGAUAGUGUGAGUACACCCAAUAACACUUUAAAGAGUUGUAAUAUUAGUAACAGUAUUAAUAAAAGCAUUAGUGUGAGCACCAAUAGCAGUACUCUCAGUAAUACUUCAGGUGGUAUUAACUGUAAGUCUAGCAGUAGUAAUAAAUGUGCUGGGAGCCAUAGUACUUCUCUAAAUAGCAGUAAUAUUGGAAGUGAUUAUUGCUCAGGUAAUCAGCCGUCAGUGCUAACUGUGGACAGUAAACUUAAAGAAGUGAACCAUUUUGUAUGCAUGAAGGAUAAAACCCUCAGGACAGCACCCCAUCAAGAAAAAGACUCACUACCUGGUGAAAAUGAACUAGAGGGGGCACCCAACUCAGUACGCUCCUCCUCCACAGAUACAGCUAGUGAACACUCUGCUGAUCUGGAUGUGGUCGAGGCAACAGGACCAAACGUUCAUCCAAACUGUCACAGCACAGCUCCUCUCCAUAACUCCCUCCUCAAAGAGGUCAGCCUCUCAGAGGGGCUGGCUGAUGCUAUGGCAAAAGGCAUGAAGAACCAGAGAGUGCUAGCUCGGCAAAUAAAGAUGCCUAUGAAGACUGUGGGCAGUGGAGAAUCGUGCCUCCGGUCUCCUGUGUUUAGACCUGGGGUGGUGCGUACAGUGACUGGGGGUACUGUUGAAGUUCAGCUACAAGGAGAGGAGACCCUCGUUAAAUACUCUUUGUACGAUGGAACCAGGGUGACACCAACCUCAAAAGCGGAAAACACUGUGGACUUCAUUUUAGACGCCCCUCCACCUGGCAUGUCACCUGUGGCUGUCGGGACACGAGUAUGUGUACCGUUUGGUGGAGAGGAAGGGGGCCUCCUGAUGCACAGAGAAGGGAUUGUUGUUCAGGUUGAAUCCCACCCUGGGGUCUCAUUUCCUUACCAGGUGCUUCUGAACGAAGAUGGAGGAACUCUGGGAGGAGGAGUCGGACAGGAGAAGGUGGAGAGAAAAUUAACUGGUCAGGCUGUUUGGGUUUCUCGACAGAGCCUUAGGCUGCUCACCCCUCCAUGGGAGGUCUCACAGUUAGAUGGUGGGAGGGCAAAAGAAAGUGACCGUGAGAGGGAGAGAGAGGAGAGGGAGCGGAGGGAGGAAAUGGAGGUAGAGAGAGAAGUCUGCCAGUUAAGUAGUGGAAUGGGAAUGCUGGGAGGUGGAGCAAGGUUGGGUCAUGGAUUCUCACAUGAAACAGUUGCAGGAGGACAUACUUAUGGAAGUGUACAUCCACCCAUAAAUUCCUCCACUGUAACUACUGGUAUUGUAGCAAUCACAGUUCGUGAAUGUGGAAAUAAAUUCUCUGACAGAGAAAGACAGAAACAGCCCAAUACUCUAGAGGAGGAUGUUGAGGUAUCUCAUUUUAAUAUGGCACAUACCACUAGUCCAAGUUCAAAUGUUGGGACCUCUCAGCGCAAAAACAUUGUUUCCAAGUCCAGUGGAUUCCCUCCCACCUCCCCUCAGCUAUCUUUGGUGCGGGGUGCAGGCCCACCCCAUCACCCUACCAUCACAUGUCCUCAGCCACCCCCCUCUCCUGCCUCACUGACAACUGAAAUAAGCAACAGCACUUCAAACCUACCUCCAUCCAAAACCACUCCCACCCAGACUUCUACACCCACUUCUGGCGUGGGCACUUCCUCGGCCUCCACUCAUUCCAGGACUCCCCUUUCGUUAGCUCAGCAGAAAUACAAAAAGGGUGAUGUGGUAUGCACGCCUAAUGGCAUCCGUAAGAAGUUUAAUGGAAAGCAGUGGAGGAGGUUGUGCUCCAGGGAUGGUUGUAUGAAAGAGUCUCAGCGCCGGGGAUACUGCUCUAGACACUUGUCCAUGAAGACCAAAGAGAUUGAGGCUGCAGGAGGAGAAAAAGGAGGAGGGGGAAGCAGCUCAGGAACAAUCACACCUUCAGAUCUUCGAGGUAGAACAAGCAGCGAGUUUGAGUGGGACGACACAUCACGAGAGAGCAGCGAAACCAGUAGCAGAGGAGACUCCAGACCACGCUUGGUCCUCCCUUCACUCCUUCCUCAUGAACUAUCAUCACGGUUUGAUUUUGACGAGUGUGAGGCUGCCAAUAUGCUUGUGUCAUUAGGAAGCUCCCGCUCUGGCACCCCAUCCUUCUCCCCUAUCUCCAAUCAGUCUCCCUUUUCCCCUGCCCCCUCUCCCUCACCCUCGCCACUGUUUGGUUUCAGGCCGGCAAACUUCUCACCGAUCACCGCGUCGCCAGUCCUGCAACACCGGAGACACAGGCAGCCCAGUGGCACAGGGGGAGGAGGGGGAGGGGGCAGUAAACCAAUGACCCAAGUUGGAGGAGGAGAAAGGGAGAGACAUGCUUCAGGUAUCCAGCCCUCCAGCCAAACCAACCUAACGUUUACAGUCCCCAUGAGUCCCAGCAAGAGAAAACCCGAUGCACUUCCUCCACCCCAGCUCCCCUCACACCAUCACGAUUACACACCCAAAACAGAGCUGGAACAGGGAGACCUCAACAACUCUUUCAGAGUGCUGUCCCCCCAAACUCCAGCAUCACAUUCCCACACACACACGCCGACCUUCCCCCAACCUAAAGGACUGAACACCCCCUCCUCCAGCAGGCCCCCAUCCUCCUCUGCUGUCUCACCCCCUCCUCUGCUAGUGUCUCCAACUCCUCCUUCUCCUUUAACUACCGAUGGGGGGCCUCGACGCCUGGUCCCUAUAUCCCAACAGACCUUGCGUGACUCUCCUGUCAUUGUGAGGAAUCCUGAGGUCCCUCUGGCUAAAUUUUCAGAGUCUCCUUUGGAAAGAGGAGGCGGCAGAAACGAGGGAGGGGGAGAUAACACCUCAUCUAAAGACAUAACCCUAACUUCCCUCACUCCUCAACCUGUAACUGGCCUCCAGGUUCCUGUCCCAAUUAAUGCAGCUGCAGCCACAGUACCCAAGGGUGGAACUGUCUUCUUGCGAAGCCCAGCCCAAACCUUGGUACUUGUGUCCCCGACACCUUCUUCCCUGCCUACCAGCGACACUCCUGUCAACGCCCUCCAAGCCCUCUCAGUUACCGUCAGCACAACAGUGACAGCUCCUUUGCCGAGUAGCACGGACAGUUCUGGAGAACGAGAGGACAACAGGGGGGCUGGGUUCGGUGGUGAGGUCCAGCAGCCAGUCCCCUGUCACCCCUCUCCCACUGCUCUGUUACCCCUGAUCCUGCCAGCAGAAAGUCUGCACCCCGUCCCUCGAAAAGAGAUUAUCAUGGGACGUCCUGGCACAGUGUGGACCAAUGUGGAGCCCCGGUCAGUUCCAGUCUUCCCCUGGCAUUCAUUGGUUCCUUUUCUGGCUCCCACCCAAUCAGAUGCUUCUUCUCAGCCGGGAGAGGGUCAGCACCCAGUCAACCACCCUCAAGCAGCCACUUUAAAGACAGAUUGUCAAGGGGUGGCAGCGUURUCACAGGAGGCUGCAGAGGCACCUCCCAUCAUAGAGAGAGGUCCCCCACCUCGGCCUCCACCCUCCUGUGACGAGCCACCUCCAGAGAAGGAGAAAGGAGAUGCAGAGAGGGAGAAGCCAGACAGCGAAACUGAAAGCGAUGUGGACGACCCCUUUCUCCCAGGAGUUGUACCAGAGCAGCCCCUCUCCACAUCUCCAGUAAAGAGACGUACUCAGUCUCUCAGUGCACUUCCCAAAGAUGGAGACAAGAACAGCCCAGGAAAGAGGGAGAAGGAUCACAUCCGACGGCCGAUGAAUGCAUUUAUGAUUUUCAGCAAGCGCCACCGAGCAUUAGUGCACCAGCGUCACCCAAACCAGGACAACAGGACAGUCAGCAAGAUACUUGGGGAGUGGUGGUAUGCUCUAGGGUCCAAGGAGAAACAGAAGUACCAUGACUUGGCCUUUCAGGUCAAAGAGGCCCACUUUAAAGCCCACCCAGACUGGAAAUGGUGCAACAAAGACAGGAAGAAGUCCAGCUCUGAAGGUCGAGGGAUCCCAGGGACCAAAGAUAUCAGAGAGAGGAGCAUGUCUGAAACUACAGAGCCACACUCUGUGGAUCUGAAAGGUGUUGGGCCAGGACUGAUGGGCGUGUCUGAGAGGAGUACAGGAGAGGGACACGUGGGUCAGCUUAGUCGCCCCAGAGCCUUCUCUCAAAGUGCCAUGCACAGCUUAGAGCGGGGCGACAGGGGCAACACGCAGGCUCUGGCAGAACUGGCACAGAUGUGUGGAGAUGGUGGCAGUCAGUUUGCCAGUCACGCUCCUACACCCUCUCAGACUCAGCGGGGGGUUAGCGAGGACAUGACCAGUGAUGAGGAGCGUAUGGUCAUCUGUGAGGAAGAAGGAGAUGAUGAUGUUAUUGAGGACCCUUAUCCCGGCAGCUCCAUAGAUCUUAAGUGUAAGGAGCGGGUGACUGACAGCGACAGUGAGAACGCUUCAGGAGAUGAAGGAGAUCGGAAGAGAGUAUUUGCUCCAGUCAUCUGCUCUUCUGCAUCAUCGUCUUCGUCACACCACACCCCUCAUGGCAGGAGCGUCUCACUGUCCUCCUUCCCCAGCAGCAGGCGUUACGAUGAGGGGAGAUCUGGAGGAGGAGGGUUUUCGGAUCAUCGAAGGAAGGAAAGAGGUGAUGGAGGGAGCAGGGACGCUCAUCUGGGCGAGGGAGGUGGAGGUGUGCAAGCUUCUUCUCUCUCCAUCUCCUCUAGUCAACCAGUCAUGUCCACUUCUGCAGCCGGAGGAGCUCCGUCCUCAUCGGCAGGAGCAAACCAGCUCCUGGGCAUUGGCGCGGUGAGGCUGGCCUCCACAGUGGUGACGAAUGUAAUGCGUCCAGUUAUCAGCACACCGCUCCCCAUCACCAGCAAACCCAGAGAUGGAGGCCCUUCAUCCAGUCCGCAUCCUCCAGAGAGGAAGUCCUUAACUCCCCAGCAGCAGCCACAGCUUCUGAUUGGUCCAGGAGCAGGGGGUGGGGCUGCAGCCACAGUGGGUGGGGCCUAUCCUUCAUCAUCACCAAAUCCUACAGGUGCAGGUAUGGGCCAAGGUGGUGUAGUGACUAAUUUAGUGUUACCAGGGGCUCUGCCUGGACAGUCUGCUGUACAGCUCAUCACCCCCUCCCCCCAGCCUCAGCCGUCCCACCAGCAGGCACUUCCCUCCAGCAUGGUUUCAGCUCCACAUAGCCAAACCAACGGACCCCUGCCCCUGCUUCAGCCCCAGUUCCUUCCUGCCUCCUCCCUGGCACCCCCUGUGGGUAAAGCCAUCACACAAGUUCAGUACAUUCUCCCCACUCUACCUGCUAACUCCAAGAGUCCACCGCAGAACCUCAGCCAGCCAACCAGCAUCUUCAACCUGCCCACAGCCCCGCCAACACAAGUGGCCAACGGGAAACACCACGGGACGGGUUUACCAGCAGGGUAUACGUCCAGUCCAGCGCUGGGCAUGGUCAGUCCUGGAACCAGAGUUCAAACUCAGUCUCCAGUUCUGCAAGGUAAAAUGCUCGUUUCCAUGCCAACAGUAAGGACCGCAGCAGCCCCUGCCUCGCAGUUUCCUCUUGUGGCUCCGCCUCUUCCUGUCCAGAAUGGUUCCCARUCUGGAAGCAAGAUCUUCCAGUUUGCUCCCAUGCCUGUGGUGCAGUCCCAGCUGCCUCAAGGAGGAGCAGUGCAUCCCUCCAGCCCCUUCCCAGUAACGGUGGGCACAGCUGCGGUGGUAGCUCCAGGGUCAGCCCCUUCACAAGCUGUACUUCUGCCUUCAGCACCCACCAGAAUCACCUAUGUCCAGUCCACUCCUGGGGUCCCAUCCACCCUGCCCCUGGUCUCUACAACAACAGGCUCUUCCCCCACCCAGCAGGCUCUACCAGUGCCUGGAUCUGCAUAUGUUCCCUCACCCUUAGCAACACUUGGCUUUACAGCCAUCGCACCACCUGGACAGACACUGGUUCAGCCGCUGAUCGCAGGUCAGCCUCCCCUCCUAGCCACAGCUCAGUCCCCCCAGCCCUCCACCUCAGCCUCCGCCUCCGGGGGCCAGAUAGUCACAGCCAUCUACCCUCCUUCACCAAGCGUCACCAUGGCAACAGGGGUGGUCUCUAUGGCAGCAGUGCCCCCUAGUGUGGUCUACUCUGUCUCGAGCCCUUCAAGCACUUCUCCUCACAUCCUGCCCAAACACACAGCAACCCCCACAGGCGUGGCGCUCCCACACCCACAGCUCCCUCCAGACAGACAGGUGGACAGACACCCGCCUCCAGACAGGUCUGCUGAUCGAUCCAGCGACAGGCUGAGCGACAGGCAGGCAGAAGUCCUCUCACAUUCAGACAGACAGACUGAGAGGCAGAAGACAACCUCAAUCAGCAGCAGCUCAGCAGCGCCUCCUGGUGGAUCAGCUGUGUCCAUCAGACCCUGCAGUCCUCCAAUUCAGAUCCAAGCACCUGGCAGUGCACACAAGUUAUCACAGCUUCCAGUCAGGAUCCCUCAGAAAGUGAAGGCAAUGGUGGCAACCAUCCCUGUAGGCAGCUAUGAUGGAGGAGGCCGAGGCAAGGACAGGGAGCGGGAGAGGGAGAGAGAAAGAGAGAGAGAACGGGAGAAGGAAAAGGAGAGGGAAGCUGCAGCAAACAGCCAUUUCUCUUUUGAUCCUGAGCCGUUAGUGCAGACAGAGUCUCUAUCAGUGCAUGCAGCUGAGGAGCUGCCAUCCUCUGACAGACCCCUGGAGGGCUCCAGUACUGCAGACUCCUCAGACACCAGGAGCAGGGACAGCACAACAUCCAAAGAGGGCGGGUGGAAGGAGUCUCUCCCGUCCUCUCCUCUCCCCCCUCCGUCGGGCUCAGAACCUGCUCUGCCACCCCCGCAGUCUGACAAAGACUGCCCUACACCCAAAAAGAUCAAAGCCCGCCCACCACCGCUGAAGAAGACCUUUGACUCUGUUGACAAGACUGGCAGGGUUCUUUCAGAGGUAUAUUUCGAGGAGCGGUUUGCAGAGCUGCCGGAGUUUCGACCUGAGGAGGUUUUGCCCUCUCCCACCCUGCAGAGUCUGGCCACCUCGCCUCGCGCCAUCCUGGGCAGCUACCGUCGCAAGAGGAAGAACUCAACUGAUUUGGAUUCUGCCACUGAUGAUCAAGUUUCCCCAAAGAGAAAGAGUCGGCGGCGCUCCAGCUGCAGCUCUGAGCCCAACACGCCUAAAAGUGCCGCCAAGUGUGAGGGAGACAUCUUCACCUUCGACAGGGCAGCGACAGAUGGAGAAGACAUCCUGGCAGAACUGGAGUUUGAAAAAGUGCCGUACUCCUCCUUGCGGCGGACACUAGACCAGAGGAGAGCGCUCGUCAUGCAGCUGUUCCAGGAGCAGGGCUUCUUUCCAUCAGCCCAGGCCACUGCAGCAUUCCAGACAAGAUACUCCGACAUAUUUCCCACUAAAGUGUGUCUGCAGCUGAAGAUCAGGGAGGUGCGGCAGAAGAUCAUGCAGACUGCAACUCCCUCUGACGCCGCCGCUUUAGGCCCCUCAGAUUCCACCUCCUCGCUCCCGGGACCAUCAGGCUCCCAGUCAGGAGAUGGAUCUGCAAAGGGAGGUGGAGACCUGCAGGAUGAAGAGAUGGAGCCAGGGACCCCGGCAAGCCCAGAGGAUCCUCGUGACUCCCAGGACUCUUCUAGAUGAGUGCCGGCGGACAAUCAGUAACUCCUCGUGUCGUACUCUUCCACCCUCCAUGCUUUCCACAUCCAUACUCUGAAUCUGCAGUCGCUGAGCGCGAGAUAUGAUUGUUUGCAAUAUUUGAACUCUUUUUUUUUUUUUUUAAACAUGGACUUUGCACCAAAAAAUGGACAUCUAAAAGGAGUGGCACAGAAAAUCCUACAUUAGCACUAUGUAUAUUAACCCCCUUAGACAGAUGCCAGUGGACGAAGGACCAUCAUGCACGGCUGCACUCAUUUGCCUUGAAGAUGAAACGGUUUUUAUUUUAGAAAGAGAAACCUGCUUCUGCUGAGACAACGAACGGUUUUAAAAGAGUUGGAUCUAUGUUUUGAUAUUUGUUGUGUUUUUAAAUCCCUUUAGAUGAGUAAAGGCAGUAAGCUUUGAGGAACAACCUGUGUGUGAACUCAACUGUUGGGACUGUUUCUGCUGACCUUUGAGGGCUGGUCCCUUAAGAGUCUGAAACACUGACUUAAAAAAAUAAAGAUUUCAGUGGACCUCCAGAGAUCUAUUUCUCACCCGGAGACCUUCAGAGGGGGGCGUUGUACUGAAAAACAGACUUUUGGCGGUGCCAUCAUUCCUGGAGCGACCCUCGCAGACACCAGUAGGUGAGAAGCGAGCAUUCCUGUGCCUCUCGUUAGCCAUGAAGAAAGGAAGAGGGUCAGAGUCACCGGGCACAUCCUGGUUCUUAGAGAGGUCAGACUUCAAAAUGACUUCUAUUGCCAAGCAGUUUUAUUGUGUUUUUUUAAACAUCUUGCUUUAUAUUUAACAUUUUCAUAUUCWAUUUGUUGUUGUACUGUUUUUAUUACCGUAUAUCAUUAAUGAACCCUUGUCCAUUUAUUUUGUUUUGUGGCAGUUUUAUUUCUGCCAGCAUCAGCUUUCAUGUUUGUUUUUUUAAAAUGAUUUUGGAGGCAGGUGCUGCUUCACACCUGUACAUUUCCUCCAUUGUAGUCUUCCCUUGACUGGCCUCUCACCUCAGCAAGGACCUGUGGUGUGAUUCUUUUUACUCUUCAUUUUUACAGGAAUAACACGGACCUUUUAUGUCGUUUCAACAGUAAUAAACCGUAUGUUUUUAGAGAACCUAGUAUGCCUCUUUCCCCCACCAAGCUCCAUUUCUAUAACCUCAACACUUUUUCUACAUCUCCUCCCUGCACCUCUGUCCUCCCCUCCUUCCUCCUUUUGUCACUUUAUUGCUCUCUCCUGACCUCCCUUUGUAGAAUGGUAGAGAAAAAACAAAAGAACCUGGGAAGUAAAGGGAGGUGAUGAAUCAAAGAGAGCUGGUAGAACAUAAUACUGGUUGUCUUUGUGCAAGACUUGGUUGUGUUGUAAAUAAAUACUGUAGAGUCGGUAGACUCAAUAUUGAUAUGGAAAAAAAAAUCUGUCAUUGACCAUAAGUUGACUUUUAAAACAUUACUGAAGAAUAAA
Austrofundulus limnaeus is the source of this 9963-nucleotide messenger RNA. It is a transcript of the gene cicb, whose product is annotated as capicua transcriptional repressor b. Gene Ontology annotation, molecular function: RNA polymerase II transcription regulatory region sequence-specific DNA binding; DNA-binding transcription factor activity, RNA polymerase II-specific. Gene Ontology annotation, cellular component: nucleus. The transcript has 22 exons. NCBI's taxonomy places the organism in Eukaryota, Metazoa, Chordata, Actinopteri, Cyprinodontiformes, Rivulidae. The coding region runs from base 334 to 8508 and encodes 2724 amino acids. Gene Ontology annotation, biological process: regulation of transcription by RNA polymerase II. The record is from RefSeq and is a predicted model, not a curated record.